Solanum dulcamara is the source of this 1770-nucleotide messenger RNA. RefSeq names its product 3-hydroxyacyl-[acyl-carrier-protein] dehydratase FERN, mitochondrial. Lineage: Eukaryota; Viridiplantae; Streptophyta; Magnoliopsida; Solanales; Solanaceae. The record is from RefSeq and is a predicted model, not a curated record. Bases 986 to 1483 code for a protein of 165 amino acids. The transcript is spliced from 4 exons.
AAACCAGUGAGAAAACAAAACAAUCACAGACUACUCCUUGCUAUGUUCUUUUAAAAAAAAGGAAAUGAAAGUACACACCAAGUUAAAACUAAUUUUUUUAGAUGUGUACAGAGAAAAGCCAAGGUUAAGAGUAAAUCAGACGAAGUAGAUUUACCACAGCCACUAGUCCUGCAUAAUAACACGGUAACAAAUUCUUUCCUUUCUCGGAUCCUGAAACAAAUGAAUAAACCUAAGAAGAAAACAAAGAGAAAGGUAUUAAAAAGAAAGAUAGGAAAAAAGUGGCAUCAACAAUUAGCAAUGAUCUCAAUUCAAAGCUGUGUAAGGUGUUAAAUGUUGGAUUUGAAUGCUCCUCUGGUUUGAAAUGCAACAUGGACCGGUGUUGGAAGUUUCUUUGGCUAAUGAAGCUUCUAAAGAAUUCCUUUUGGUUGUCAACAUGACAAAGAGGAACGAGAAGACGUUGUGGUCUCAGUAUGACUCUACCCGAACCUUGAGAACAAGGUUCUUAUUGAGGGCGGGAGAAUUGUGCGAUGACGUCAAAUUACAUUUUGGUAGCCUGGGAAUAAUCUAUUAGGGUUCAUUCUAUUAAGUUGUCUCUGUAUUUUCCAAGUUGCUUGGAUAAAUUCUGGAACCUCCCCUCCAUUCUUAAUUUCCUUGGAUGAUUUGAUUACUAGUUUGGAGUAAUUAUAACUGUGUGAAGAUGAACUCUUACAUUAAUGUAUGUGAUUACAGUUCUCCCUAUCAACACUAUUCCCUUCAUUAAACCCAUCUUCAUCAAAAUAAGCCUAAUCUUCCAAUACAAAAUAUGAUGGGAGUACCUCGAGCGCAUGACGAGAUUUGCAGAGCGUUCGGCACUUUCCACGCAUUUGGAUUGAUUCUCUAUAGCACGUAACCACACGGGAUGCCGGGAGAUAAACUGUUUAGGUUGGUACCCGGCUUUACCCUAUUGAGAAGACGAUUUGUCUAUUGUCUUUGAAGUUUGAGGAAGAUGCUUAUAAAACGUCUCUUUUCAUCUUCAUACGCCUUUUCCUCAUUGUCCACUUCUCCGAAUUUGUUUAAAAUCGGAAGCAUUUUGAAGCAAGCUAGGACAUUUACAGAUGAUGAUGUUCUUGGGUAUUCUAAACUGACGCACGACGCCAAUCCAUUGCACUUUGAUGCUGAAUUCGCCAAGAAUGCUGGUUUCAAUGACUGCAUUAUUCCUGGGAUGCUUGUUGCUUCCUUAUUUCCCAGGAUUAUUGCUGCCCAUUUUCCAGGAGCUAUAUAUGUUUCACAAACCUUGCACUUCAAAUUGCCUGUUUAUAUAGGAGACGAGAUCAUUGCUGAGGUACAGGCAGUAAGCAUUAGACAAAUAAAAAACAAGUACAUAGCAAAACUGUCAACAAAAUGUAUCAAAUGCGAUGGUCCUCUGGUUAUAGAUGGUGAAGCAACAGCAAUGUUGCCAUCUCUGGUCAUGGAACCACCAAACUUGGCAAGUGUUUCCAGUUAAUCCGUGACACCUUUGCUUGUCAGCAAAAGCAAUCUAGAGCUGGACGAGCUUCUCUUAAGAAAUACAAAGGGAAUAUCCCAGAAAAUUGCUAUCCUGGAUAGUUAGCAAAUGUUGAUACGUUGUUCUUAAACAUCAAAGUUACAUUUGAUUGCGGCACUUGGUGCCAAACUAUGUCCUUGCACUAACACUUUUUCAUUUGAGCUGGAAAAUCUUUAUGGGGUAUUGAAUUUCGAUUCCUGUCUGCUGAAAAUGUUAGUAAUUCCUUAAACAUACCACGAAAUGAAAAG